AUGUGUUCGAGGUACUUGAUAAUCUUCGGCUUUGUUCUGAUCUACACGUUGAAUGUCACGUUUGCCGCUUAUGGAGAUCAUAAACAUAGAGAUCCAAUCGAUUACACUGACGAUGAUGUGAAUAGAUUGUUCGAACAAUGGGAGGAAAAUGACGAAGAUGGUUCAUCGAAAGAUGAUGAAGACGAUCCGAGAAAACAUCAGCCGAAACGACCGCUCACUGGAAAAGAUCCCGAGAAGUUAUUUGCUCAAAUGAAAAAAGGACAAGCAACGAUGCUAACUGCACUCGUCGCCGGCAACCCAACGAAACGUGAAACUGAGCAAAUUGCACUAAUAUGGUGGAUGGGAUUACGAAAUGCUCUCUACGACGUGCAUAAAUUCGUAGGUGAUGAUAACAAAAUAGUGUUCGGCAUUGAUGAUGGUUCACGUAUAUACGAAAUCAAAGAGUUUCUCAUCAAUCAGCCCGAAUGUUAUGAGGUGAUUAUUGACCAACAAACAUUUCCAGGACGAGGCUCCAAACCAACGAAAAGUAAACUCAAAGAACUAUGA
This is a messenger RNA of Adineta ricciae, 546 nucleotides long. Lineage: Eukaryota; Metazoa; Rotifera; Eurotatoria; Adinetida; Adinetidae. The record is from the annotation of a GenBank genome assembly.